GAACAAGCCCAGCCUUCUUCGUCUUCCCUUAUCGACAGUGAAGAGAGCGAGAUGUUAGGUUUUGAAAAAUGAAUAGAAAACAGAGCAGGUGAACACAGGCAGCGAAGGAUAGUGGAGAACCUGAGAAGGAGGAAUCCGCAAAUCCAGGUUCCGUGAAGCAAGAAAAAACAAAAUAAAAAGAAGCGAGAGAAGAAAGCAGAAGAGACGCGGGGAGACUGGGAGGAGUGACUGGAAGAUUGCUUCAGUGAGGAUGGAGAUUUAGUGAAAAUAAGCAGCGUGAAGAAAGACUCGAGACAACAUUUUUUGCAUCUAAGCUCACACCAAGUUGCCAUGCGAGGGAUAAUUAAUUGACCAGUUUAUAAUCACUGGAAUAGUUAUGGCCUAUGGUGGUGGUGCCAUGGGUGCGCCAGCGAUGGGCGCCUCCGCUAUAAAGCAGGUAAAACUGGAGAAGGAGAGUGAGCUCAGAAUCGAGGUUGCCAAUGACGCAACGCUUCGUCUCCGCCUCCUUACUGGCACCGCCGAGAUUUUUGGCUCCGAGUUGCCACCGGAAAUAUGGCUCACAUUUCCGCCUCGCCUCAAAUUCGCCGUUUUCACUUGGUACGGAGCCACAAUCGAAAUGGAUGGCGCUGUUGAAACUGACUAUACAGCAGACGAGACACCCAUGGUCAGCUACGUAAAUGUGCAUGCUGUACUGGAAGGACGAAGGAACCGUGCUAAAGCAUCAUCUUCCAAUGAUUCUGAUGCUUCUCAGGUAUUUUAUAUCCUCUUACGGGUGCUAUCUAAUAAUUGAUUGUAAAUAGUUUAC
Carica papaya (papaya) is the source of this 805-nucleotide messenger RNA. The record is from RefSeq and is a predicted model, not a curated record. Lineage: Eukaryota; Viridiplantae; Streptophyta; Magnoliopsida; Brassicales; Caricaceae.